GGAGGCGGCGGUCCCGCGCGUUCCCCAACAGCGGCGGCGGGGGCGCGGGGGCGCCGUCGGGUACGGUCCCCGUGCUCUUCUGCUUCUCGGUCUUCGCGCGGCCCUCGUCCGUGCCCCACGGCGCGGGCUACGAGCUGCUCAUCCAGAAGUUCCUCAGCCUGUACGGCGACCAGCUCGACAUGCACCGCAAAUUCGUGGUGCAGCUCUUCGCGGAGGAGUGGGGCCAGUACGUGGACCUGCCCAAGGGCUUCGCGGUGAGCGAGCGCUGCAAGGUGCGCCUCGUGCCGCUGCAGAUCCAGCUCACUACCCUGGGAAAUCUUACACCUUCGAGCACCGUGUUUUUCUGCUGUGAUAUGCAGGAAAGGUUCCGACCAGCCAUCAAGUAUUUUGGGGAUAUUAUUAGUGUGGGACAAAGAUUGUUGCAAGGGGCCCGGAUUUUAGGAAUUCCGGUUAUUGUAACAGAGCAGUACCCCAAAGGUCUUGGAAGCACUGUUCAAGAAAUCGAUUUAACGGGUGUGAAACUGGUGCUUCCAAAGACCAAGUUUUCCAUGGUGUUACCAGAGGUGGAAGCGGCGUUAGCAGAGAUUCCUGGAGUCAGGAGCGUUGUGUUAUUUGGAGUAGAAACUCACGUGUGCAUCCAACAAACAGCCCUGGAGCUCGUCGGCCGAGGUAUUGAGGUUCAUAUCGUGGCUGACGCCACCUCAUCGAGAAGCAUGAUGGACAGGAUGUUUGCUCUCGAGCGUCUUGCUCGAACUGGGAUCAUAGUGACGACCAGCGAGGCUGUUCUGCUACAGCUGGUGGCGGAUAAAGACCAUCCGAAAUUCAAGGAAGUCCAGAACCUGAUUAAGGCGAGUGCCCCAGAGUCCGGUCUGCUUUCCAAAGUCUAGGACAUGUGAAGGACUGGGUGCCACUCACCAUCAGGGGGCAGGGCCGUAACCCCACAAGCUCUUGUCUCUACUAGAAUUAAAAUGUUAAGUCAAA
This is a messenger RNA of Myotis lucifugus (little brown bat), 981 nucleotides long. RefSeq names its product isochorismatase domain containing 1 (gene ISOC1). Gene Ontology annotation, cellular component: cytoplasm. The record is from RefSeq and is a predicted model, not a curated record. The coding region runs from base 180 to 887 and encodes 235 amino acids. NCBI's taxonomy places the organism in Eukaryota, Metazoa, Chordata, Mammalia, Chiroptera, Vespertilionidae. The transcript has 5 exons.